Thermochaetoides thermophila DSM 1495 is the source of this 645-nucleotide messenger RNA. RefSeq names its product pyridoxamine 5'-phosphate oxidase-like protein. The record is from RefSeq and is a predicted model, not a curated record. Gene Ontology annotation, cellular component: nucleus; cytoplasm. The transcript is spliced from 2 exons. NCBI's taxonomy places the organism in Eukaryota, Fungi, Ascomycota, Sordariomycetes, Sordariales, Chaetomiaceae. Bases 1 to 645 code for a protein of 214 amino acids.
AUGCGUGUCACGGCAACCCUCCCCAGCGAGGUCGUCCAAUGCUUGGAGAACGCGCGCUUCCUGCACCUGGCAACCUGCCGCGACAACGUGCCGCACGUCUCGCUCAUGAGCUACACCUACCUCCCCUCCUCGCCCUACUCGCGCGGCCCCGUCAUCGUUAUGACAACCAACCCCGCGAGCAAGAAGAUUCUCAAUCUGUCCGAGAACCCAAAUGUCUCGCUGUUGGUGCAUGAUUGGGUCUCCCACCGCCCAACCCCCGCCUCCCAAGCCCGUCGCUUGUCUUCAGGCAACACCUCCCCUACCCGCGGCCUCCCCAUCCAACAGCCCCCUUCCUCCCUCGCUGCCCUCCUCUUCAACCUCAACGCUUCCUCCAUCUCCUCCAUUAGCGCAACCAUCAACGGCACGGCCCGUGUCGCGCCACAUGGGUCAGAGGAAGAGCGGUAUUACAGGGACGUGCAUUUGGCGAAUAACACGUUCGAUGAGGGCGAUGGAAGUAGUCGGUUUGCGAGCGGAGGAGAGGAGGAGGCGAGGGUGGUGGUGGUGACGAUCAGGGACGGGAGGAUAUCGGAUUGGAAGGGGGGUGUGAGGGAUUGGGUGCUUGUUGACGAAAGCGGGAUGGAUGCGCCGAGGGUCAAUGGGUGUUGA